GUCCUUUGGGACCCCACGUUUAUUCGCCAACGGUAGGCACGGUGGUUCCACAAGCUUCUCAACACCAAGUCGCUGACCAUCGACCUGCAUGCGGCUGAAAAGGUCAAGCGGUGGCCCACGUGCGUGCCACUCGACGACAUCCCAUCUCUAGUUGAGGUUGAGGAAGCGGUGCGGGAAAUGACCAACAGAAAGGCCGUCGGGCCGGACGACCUACCGGCUGAGCUGAUCAAGCUUUUCCUCGACGGAGAUCAACAUCUCCUCCGCGAAUUCCACGCCAUUGUCGUGGACGUGUGGCAGACUGGGGAAGUACCACAGCAGUGGAAGGAUGCCACCAUCAAAGUGCUGUUCAAGAAUGGGGACACGAUGGAGUGCGGCAACUACCGGGGCAUCUCUCUCGUCCCACACGCCGGCAAGGGCAUCCUCCCGGAGGAGCAGAGCGGUUUCCGCCCACACCGGUCGACGCUCGACAUACUGUUCGCCAUCCAGCGGCUCCAUGAGCUCGCGAGGAAGAAGAGUACUGCGGUGUUCGCGUGCUUCGUCGACCUCACCAAGGCAUACGAUUCGGUAGACCGAGACCUAUUGUGGGACGUGCUCCGACGCUUCGGCGUGCCCCCGAAGAU
Molecule: messenger RNA, 620 nt
Organism: Ectocarpus sp. CCAP 1310/34
Lineage: Eukaryota; Phaeophyceae; Ectocarpales; Ectocarpaceae
Source: the annotation of a GenBank genome assembly